Molecule: messenger RNA, 3616 nt
Organism: Engraulis encrasicolus (European anchovy)
Lineage: Eukaryota; Metazoa; Chordata; Actinopteri; Clupeiformes; Engraulidae
Gene: ubald2
Product: UBA-like domain containing 2
Exons: 3
Coding region: 135-686 (183 amino acids)
Molecular function (GO): protein binding
Source: RefSeq, a predicted model, not a curated record
CAUAUUUGUUGUUACUGGAAGGCGAGAGGAAAGAGUGGACGAGAGGGCCGUUUUUGGGCAAUUCAGAACCUAAGUAAUAGUUUUUAUUAAGUACUUUGCAGCAUCCAUUGUUUGUGGUGGUACUAACUGCGGAAAUGUCGGUAAAUAUGGACGAACUGAGGCACCAAGUGAUGAUAAACCAGUUUGUUUUGACUGCUGGCUGCGCCGCGGACCAAGCCAAGCAGCUUCUUCAAGCCGCUCACUGGCAGUUUGAGACGGCCCUGAGUUCCUUCUUCCAGGAGAGCAGCAUCCCAGGACACCAUCACCAGAUGAUGACUCCCAGGAACACCCCCGCCACCCCGCCCAUGUUCCCAGAGGCCCUGAGCAUGUUCUCUGCCCUGCGCGCCUCCGACUGCCCCUCCUCCUCCUCCACACCACACGGUGGCGCCGCAGGGGCCGCCAUGUCCUGCGCCUCUCCCCCGCCCCACGCGCACGCUCACGGAGGCUUCUUCUGGGCCGCCUCUCCCCCCCGCACACACACGCCAGCCUGGAUGCCCCCGCCGCCGGCCUCCCAGCACACGCUCACACACGCCCUGGCACACACACACACUCACCUGCACACGCACCAGCAGGCCACGCCUCUCUCCUGGCCGCCCGUCAGCCAACCAGGAGCCGGCCAGGGCCAGCCUAUCAUGUCGCAGAGAUGAUCCACGUCGCCCCCUCACCCACCGUGGCACUUUCAGGUGAUUUGAUUGGGUGAACGUGACGAUGCGGCGCUGUUUGGGAUUUUUGUGUUGAGAACAAAAAAAAAACUUUUUCAGGACAAAAAAAAGGAAAAAUAGAAACACAAACAGUCUGUCUCUUAUUCUUUUCAUUUCUUAGUUGUUUUUCUUCUCUGGACUCUGUGGAUCUCUCCGUUUUUUGUUGUUGUGUUUUUUUGUUUCUUCUCUUCUUCGCUCUCCAUCUUGCGGUUCUUGUGUUGGCUAGCGAGGCACCUCUACACCAGCCCUCUCUGACAGAGGCAGCUCUCAGUGGCCAACCAAUGGCAAACAGCCAUGGAGUCCCUGGCCAACCAAUGGCAAACGCCCAUUGACUCUCUGGCCAACCAAUGGAACCUGUGGUUGACCAGUUGCAAACAAACCGUGCAGCCUGCAAACCAAACCAUCCAACAGCCAUGGAGCAACGGCUUGAUUAACCAAUUAGAAACAGCCAUGGAGUCCGUGGCUGACCAAUCGUGACGAGCCAUGUAGCCUGUGGACUGCUGGAAAGUGGAGUCUGCAGCUAUGGACACACAAGUAGCCUUGUUUAGGGGGAGGAGACUCUUCAUAUGUCCAGCCCUGUGAUUGGUUGGUGACUACCAACCUCCCUUUCUCAUUGGCUUGACUCUUAAAGACUGAAUAUCAGCGUCAAAUACACCAAGUUUAAUAGCAAUAAGGAACUUAAAAAUGUGUGUAUGUGUGUCUGUGAGGGAGAGAGGGGUUCUCUUCAGCAAAGGAGGCUGUGUAUGCAAUGGGGUUCGUUUCACUGUGUGUUUCGUCAGGUAAUACUAUACAAUACAGGAUGGCUGUGGACACACACACACACACACACACACACACACACACACAGGAGGAGAAUGGGGAAACCAAUUGAGAGGAAGAGGGAGAGAGAGGUGUAUGUACAGAGAGAACUGGGGGAAAAUUAUGUGGAGAAAGUUAAGGGAGAGAUGUGUUGAGGAACAGUAGAUGAGAAAGAAAGGGAGACAAGAGGAGAGAGGGAAAGGAAGUGUAGAGGUGGAGAGACAGAGUGGCAAAGAGUCGCUGUCUCACUGUUGGCAAGUUGACCACCAGAAUAACACUCCUUUAUCCUCAAAUGGUGUGUGUGUGUGCGUGCGCGUGCGCAUGUGUCAGGAAAUGUGCUUACUAAUGUGAGCUCUGUGUGCGUUCGUGCGUGUGGAGAGUUUGGCACAGGUCAACAGGAAGUCCAGAGCCCACCCUGGAGAACUGAUGCAUGCUGAGAUGAUGCCAUUUCCUGUUAUUGUUGUGGUUCCCCCCCCCCCCCCUCCCCCCAAGCUCUGUACACCUCCAGGGGAUGUUUGAUUGUUUUAUUUGCUUGUCGAUCUCAAACUCAUUUUUUUUCUUCUCUUUUCUUUUGUUUGUUUUUCUUCUGUUCUGUUCUUACUAUUUCGUGUGUAUUUAAGCGCUUGGAUCGGGGGUAAGCGAGAGGGUAGACAAAUGCCAUCUAUGGGCCAUAUGGGUGUAUGUGUGUGUGUCUGACAGACAAUGUGGGUACCGUCUGACGGCUCUUUUUUCAGUACACGUACACGUCAGCGUUAUUAUCCACCUGGGUGUUCCAAGAACGUGGUUAAGCGAUGAACCUGACUUAAGUUAACCCACAGUAAGUAGUAAAUCUAUGAAUAGAUCUCCUGCAGGUGUCGUUUUUGUCUAUAAAAUGAGGACUCGAAGCUCUUCUAUUAGCUGAUUUACCACCACCUCCCUGGUUAACUUAACCUGGUGUGCUGCUACGGAACCCCCUUCUUGAUACCCUCCUGGGGGGUAUUCUAAGAACCUGGCUUGGUAGUAAACCAGUUACCCUUACGGUGUAGUGGUAAAUCGUCUAAUAGAAGUGCCCGGAGUCCUUGUUUGCUCAACUAUGACAGCCGUGAGUGCUCUAUUAGCAUGUUUACCAGUAGACUAACAGCUAGGUUUAUCAUUACACUAGUGUAUGCCAAUAACAAGGCUAAGCGAUCAACCUGUUUGAAGUAAAUCUACAGAAAGUGGUAAACCCAAUAAUAGAUGGCCCACAUGUGUCAUUUAGUUGAGACAAUGAGGGCUCCAGGCUCUUGUAUUAGGUGAUUUACUACUACCUCAAGGUCAACGUAACCUGGUGUACGAACUGAGCUAUGUUCUUGGAACACCUCCCUGGUCUUCUACUGUAGAGAUCAUUGGAGCUCCAUUGCUAGCUCCGGCAAGGAGGCCUGUUGACAGUAGCCCCGUACGACUUUGUUGCGAGCGUCGAUGUUGCAAAAGUCAGGUGAGCGAGAACUUGUUGUCACGAUGUGGGUGUUAUUAAAUACAGCGCAUUUGCAGUCGGCCACAAAUAUGAACGAGACGAUGAGCUCGCACCGGUUUGCUCUACUAACACACCACGUGUGAGGAGUGGGGGGACAGGCAGUGAGGAGGAGCUGAAGUGGGGACCUGCGCAAACUUGUGUAGAGGUGUGAGACAAGACCCAUAUACACACGUGAGUGAGUUGUUGACCAACCAGUUCAUGGGCGCGUGACCUCGGAGGCAGUCCGCCGACGAGCGUUGAAGGGGAUAAGCAACUGCAGAGGUUGCAAGAUCUGACUGCAGCCGCAUUCAUCCCGCGAUAGUUUUACACCAUGUGACAUGUCACCUCGUCAACGCAACGUCGACGAAAUUUCGAAGUUUGACAGGAAAUCUAACCGUCAUGCAGCAUUUUCCAUCCAGGGUGCAUUGCUGUCUAAAUGUGCAUUCAUGCGUUGACACAUAUCGAAUGCACCUAUUGUCGCAGGGAGAUCUGCAUGUAUGGGUGUGUCUGACUCUGAUUAUGUGGGCGUAUUCUGGACAAUUUGGGGCCUGCCUUGGGCAGCAUUGUGGGUUUUUAUUGGACGUCAAUAAAGAACUGAAUGAGUGCA